AUGCUCGAACGAACCAUUGUAUGCUCCAAGAACAUGCAUCUGGUUCGCCCGGCUCUUCGGACGAAGACCAUGAAGCCAUACUUAUUAAAGCAGCGUCUACAAAGUACUGUUGUUUCGAGUGGCCGACCCGUUAGAAUUGCUAUUGUGGGGUCUGGACCCGCUGGCUUCUAUGCAGCUGCACGCCUUCUGAGCAAACAGCAAGAUGCCAUUGUGGAUAUGUAUGAGAAGCUUCCAGUCCCAUUUGGAUUGGCUCGAUACGGAGUAGCUCCAGAUCAUCCAGAGGUGAAGAAUUGUGAAGAUAAAUUCAAUGAGGUUGCCUCAUCUCCGCGCUUCAACUUUAUUGGUAAUGUUGAUAUUGGAAGUGACCUUCCUCUUGCUGCACUCAAGCCUCAUUAUGAUGCCAUUCUUUUCUCAUAUGGAGCGUCCAAGGACAAGGAGCUUGGCAUUCCGGGAGAAAAAGCCCUUAAAAGUGUGCAUUCAGCUCGUGCUUUCGUGGGUUGGUAUAACGGCCUCCCUGAGCACCGCGAUCUUGAGCCAGACUUGGUGAGCGGCGAAGAUGCUGUCAUUAUUGGUCAGGGUAAUGUGGCAUUGGAUGUUGCUCGGAUUCUGCUCUCUGAUGUAGAUGCUCUCAGAAGUACGGACAUCGCAGAUCAUGCACUGGAAACUUUGUCAAAGAGUCGAAUCAAACGUGUGAGAGUUGUCGGUCGUCGGGGACCAUUGCAGGCUGCAUUCACUAUCAAGGAAGUCCGAGAGCUUCUCCAGCUACCUUCCGUCUCAUUUGACCCAAUAUCCAAAGGCUUGCUUCCUCCAGAAGAUAUCGUCAAUGGACUACCGCGGCCGCAGAAGCGACUCAUGCAGCUUCUCGCGAAAGGCUCAGUGAAUGAUCCUCAAACUGCAAGCAAAUCAUGGUCGCUGGAUUUUCUUCUCUCUCCGGAAUCUCUCCACUGGUCUCCAAUGCACCCCUACCACCUCACUCAUACAAAGUUCCUCCGCAACGAGCUCGAUCCCUCUGACCCUCACAGCCCCACUGCCAAAGUAUCGCCAAAAUUAUUGUCCAGUGGCAAGAAGGCUUAUGUCAAUCUAUCUUCCAGCAUCUUCUUCCGUAGCGUCGGCUACAAAUCCCUUCCCCUACCCGGGCUAGAGGAUCUUGGAAUUGAAUUUGAUUCCCAACGCGGUCUCAUUCCCAAUGAUGGAUUCGGCCGAGUGAACAAGAAGCUCCUGGAUAACUCCUUAAUAUCCCACCUGCCCGGAUUAUAUUGCGCUGGAUGGGUCAAGCGAGGUCCAACUGGAGUCAUUGCCUCGACCAUGACGGAUGCAUUCACCACAGCGGAUACCAUUAUUCAGGAUCUCACAGCAGCUGGCACCUCCAAGUCAUUAAUCCAUGCUCCAGGGCAGAGCAGUGGUCUCGGUUGGGACGGAGUCAAGUCCGAAGCAGAAAGCUGCGGUCUUCGAACAACUUCCUGGCAAGACUGGCAACGCAUCGAUGCCUUAGAGCGCGAACGAGGCCAGAAAAAUGGCAAGGUCCGGAGUAAAUUUGGGCGUGUAGAAGAAAUGCUUGACGCUCUGAAUUGA
Messenger RNA from Penicillium taxi, 1572 nucleotides. RefSeq names its product NADPH-adrenodoxin reductase. Gene Ontology annotation, biological process: ubiquinone biosynthetic process. The transcript has 3 exons. The coding region runs from base 1 to 1572 and encodes 523 amino acids. The record is from RefSeq and is a predicted model, not a curated record. Gene Ontology annotation, cellular component: mitochondrion. NCBI's taxonomy places the organism in Eukaryota, Fungi, Ascomycota, Eurotiomycetes, Eurotiales, Aspergillaceae.